Dothidotthia symphoricarpi CBS 119687 is the source of this 744-nucleotide messenger RNA. RefSeq lists its product as uncharacterized. NCBI's taxonomy places the organism in Eukaryota, Fungi, Ascomycota, Dothideomycetes, Pleosporales, Dothidotthiaceae. The record is from RefSeq and is a predicted model, not a curated record. The transcript has a single exon. The coding region runs from base 1 to 744 and encodes 247 amino acids.
AUGAUCUUCGGUGGACUCGAAAUAGUUGCUGGUGGAUACCUCGUCCACCGCCAUUACAGAAAGAAAGACGAGAAGAAGAAGUUCCAGGAAGAAGUUCAGGCCCGACGACACAGCACCUUUCCAGGCGCAAAUCCAUACUGUGCCCCGCAAGCACAACAACUUCCUCAGCCAUACCAGCUGCCGAUCAUCCCACAGCAGAAGUAUGCCUGCUACGGUGUGGCAGCUCCUCGACCUCAACCCCAAACUCAACCACAAUAUCAAGCCCAGCCUCAAGUCCAGCCUCAGUUCCAGCCUCGACCACAGCCUACCCACACACAGUCGUUCACGAUACCCCGCCGUCCUGUGCCUCAGCAGAAACCACCGAUUUUCAUAAUACAACCACCACUUCGACGCACUGACUCUUUCGCGACAAUAUCACGUAUGCCAAUAGCAGACGGCUCGCGACCACACGACGUGUCUGCGGAACACAUUCCAGUGUUGCCAACGCGGCCAUAUGCGGCCGGCCUUUCGCCCGUUUCGCAGUCACCCUACGGUAACGUAGGCUUCUCGGUGUCGACACCUGCGUUGGGAGCUACUCCCACGUCACCGUCGGCGACCUAUGUUAUAGGUGCGGGUCAUGAUUCGGAAGGAAGGUAUACGGUCGAUGAUAAUUGGGAGACUUACGAGCAUGGACAUCGUUAUGCGGAGACAGAUGCCUCUACAGAAUUGGGCGAGCGGGAUCCACCACCACCCUACGCGCCUUGA